UGGAUUUGGGGACUUAGCGUGUUUGCUUGGGGUAGGGGGAGGACCUAGACUGUGGAUGGAGCCAGAGUAAGCCUGACCUCGAGGCAUGGCACUCUGGCGGGCAUACCAGAGGGCCCUGGCUGCACAUCCGUGGAAAGUCCAGGUUCUGACAGCUGGGUCACUGAUGGGCCUAGGUGACAUUAUCUCACAGCAGCUGGUGGAGAGGCGGGGUCUCCAGGAACACCAGACAGGCCGGACCCUGACCAUGGUGUCCAUGGGCUGUGGCUUUGUGGGCCCUGUAGUCGGAGGCUGGUAUAGGGUUUUGGACCGCCUUAUCCCCGGCACCACCAAGGUGGGCGCACUGAAGAAGAUGUUGUUAGAUCAGGGCAUCUUUGCCCCGUGUUUUCUAGGCUGUUUCCUCCCCCUGGUAGGGGUACUCAACGGAAUGUCAGCCCAGGACAAUUGGGCCAAACUAAAGCGGGACUACCCUGAUGCUCUCAUCACCAACUACUACCUCUGGCCUGCUGUGCAGUUAGCCAACUUCUACCUGGUCCCCCUGCAUUACAGGUUGGCCGUUGUCCAGUGUGUUGCCAUCAUCUGGAACUCCUACCUAUCCUGGAAGGCACAUCAGCUCUAAGCCUGCCUGGUUUCAUGGCUUGCAUCUUAUACUAAUGCACCCUCACCCUGGAAUGCUUGGACAGUAUCCUCAAAGAGAGUACACCAGGACUGGAGAGGUGGCUCACCUAUUCAGAGCACAGACUGCUCUACAGA
Messenger RNA from Onychomys torridus (southern grasshopper mouse), 750 nucleotides. It is a transcript of the gene Mpv17, whose product is annotated as mitochondrial inner membrane protein MPV17. The transcript is spliced from 8 exons. The record is from RefSeq and is a predicted model, not a curated record. Bases 86 to 616 code for a protein of 176 amino acids. Gene Ontology annotation, cellular component: cytoplasm; membrane. NCBI's taxonomy places the organism in Eukaryota, Metazoa, Chordata, Mammalia, Rodentia, Cricetidae.